UCUGAAAAGCUGCUGCGCGUCUGCUUGAACCUCCCGUACUUCCUGCGCUACAUUAACCGCUUCCAGGACGCCGUGUCGGCCAAUUCCUUCUUCAUCAUGCCGGCUACUGUCGCCGAUGCCACAGCAGUCCGUAACGGGUUCCAUUCCCUGGUGAUUGACGUCACCAUGGCCCUGGACACGCUCUCCCUCCCUGUCCUGGAACCUCUGACCCCGGCCCGCCUGCAGGACGUGACCGUACUGGCCCUCAGCUGCCUCUACGCAGGGGUGAGCGUGGCCACCUGCAUGGCCAUCCUACAUGUGGGCACCACCCAGCAAGUCCGCACGGGCUCCACGAGCUCCAAAGAAGAGGACUACGAAAACGAUGCCGCCAUCAUUGUCCAGAAAUGCUUGGAAAUCUACGACAUGAUCGGCCAAGCCAUCAGCAGUUCCCGCCGUGCAGGUGGGGAGCACUAUCAGAACUUCCAGCUGCUCGGAGCCUGGUGUCUGCUGAACAGCUUGUUCCUCAUCUUGAACCUCAGCCCGACCACCCUGGCCGACAAAGGGAAAGAGAAGGACCCCCUGGCAGCCCUUCGGGUCCGGGAUAUCAUUGUGCGGUCCAAAGAGGGUGUCGGGUCUCCCAAACUCGGACCUGGCAAAGG
This is a messenger RNA of Notechis scutatus (mainland tiger snake), 638 nucleotides long. The record is from RefSeq and is a predicted model, not a curated record. Lineage: Eukaryota; Metazoa; Chordata; Lepidosauria; Squamata; Elapidae.